AUGACCAGAAACAUUACCACUGAUCAACAAGCUCUUCUUUCUCUAAAAGAUCAUUUACAUCCAAAUGACCCUCAAAAAUUAUUGUCUCAAAAUUGGUCUUCGUCUGACUCAGUCUGUAACUGGCUCGGUGUUUCUUGCGGUGUCCGUCACCGUAGAGUUACUGCCUUGAAUAUAUCUUAUCUGGGUCUUACUGGCACCAUCCCUCCUCAACUGGGAAAUCUUUCUUUCCUCACGACGCUAGCCAUGCAAAACAACAGUUUCUAUGGCGCGAUACCUGACGAGUUGGCUCAACUGCGUCGAUUGAAGUCCAUCAAUCUCAACUUCAACAACUUGGACGCUGAGAUCCCUUCAUGGCUUGGGUCCUUGCAUGCACUUCAGGAGUUGCUUCUGCAAAGAAACAACUUCAUAGGGUCCAUCCCACCCUCUCUUGGCAACAUAUCUUCACUGGAAAUACUUGAUCUUAGUUACAAUAAGCUUUCAGGCACUAUCCUUAAUCCAUACACGAUCUUUGUUACAAUAAAGCUAUGCGUAAAUCAAAUUAGACAAACUUAUUCAUACAAAAUGAGAUAG
Molecule: messenger RNA, 570 nt
Organism: Mangifera indica (mango)
Lineage: Eukaryota; Viridiplantae; Streptophyta; Magnoliopsida; Sapindales; Anacardiaceae
Product: LRR receptor-like serine/threonine-protein kinase EFR
Exons: 1
Coding region: 1-570 (189 amino acids)
Molecular function (GO): protein binding
Source: RefSeq, a predicted model, not a curated record